Molecule: messenger RNA, 1152 nt
Organism: Ilyonectria robusta
Lineage: Eukaryota; Fungi; Ascomycota; Sordariomycetes; Hypocreales; Nectriaceae
Product: transesterase
Exons: 3
Coding region: 1-1152 (383 amino acids)
Source: RefSeq, a predicted model, not a curated record
AUGUCACGCUUUGAAAACCUUCUCGAAUGCGCUGCACAGGACGGCAUUGUGCCUGGCGCAGUGGUUUUUGCCAAAGACAAAACUGGCAAGAUCAAUUAUUCGAAAGCCGUCACUGGAAAAGACCAAUGUUAUCACGAAGAUACUGUGCUUGAGAUUGCAUCAUUGACUAAACUUGUCACUGCUAUCGCCGCUUUACAGCUUGUCGAAAAAGGCCUUGUGACACUAGGUGAAGAUGUUUCCAGUUUCAUCCCGGCUUUCACCAGCCAAGAGGUUCUCGACGGUUUUGAUGAACAGGGAAAACCCAAAACACAAAAACGACGGACCACGGUUACACUGCGCCUGCUUCUUACUCAUAGCGCCGGUGCAGGCUAUCCGUUCACAGACACACGACUGGUCCAGUAUGCAACAUCGACUAACCAGCCUGAAAAGAGGAAUGGGACUGUGGACAGCAAUUUCGACUUUCCACUAUCAUAUGAACCCAACGAGGGGUUCAUGUACAGCAGUUCCAUGGAUAGAGUUGGUCAGAUAGUGGAAGGGAUAUCCGGCAUGCCCUUGGAGGACUAUUUCAGUAGGAAUAUUUGGCAGCCUUUGGGGAUUAACACUGGGACAUUCUGGGAUACUAACCAUCCCCCAAUGGCUAUAAGACUUGCACCUGGUGAGCCUGCAAAGCCAAUGCCGGGUAUGGACACUUUCACAACUGGAUGGACCGAGUGUUCCGGCGGACAAGGCCUCUUCAUGAGCAUGAAGGACUAUAUCAAAAUUCUUUACUCACUUCUCAAAGAUGAUGAAAAAUUGUUGAAGAAGGAGACGGCGUCAAACAUUUUCAAGCCAUGCCUCUCGCCAGCAAGCAAAGCGGUGCUUCUGAAACGGAUGCAAACUCCAACGUGGCUCGUUGGCGAUUUUCCCGGGACGGGGGAAUACGACUGGAGUCUGGGAGGGCUGCUAGUUGAUGGAGAUAAGCACGAUUAUCGGAAGCGAAAUACGGUCAUGUGGAGCGGAGCCUCUGGUUGUUUCUGGUUCAUCGAUCGUGAUGCUGGUGUUUGUGGCGUCUUCGGCACUCAAGUUCUACCUCCUGCGGACCCCCAAGUUCAGCCACUGAUCAAGGCAUUCGAGGAAGAAGUUUAUAGACAACUCGGAAGUUGCAAGGAUUGA